Molecule: messenger RNA, 519 nt
Organism: Meloidogyne enterolobii
Lineage: Eukaryota; Metazoa; Nematoda; Chromadorea; Rhabditida; Meloidogynidae
Source: the annotation of a GenBank genome assembly
AUGGAAUCAGAAUCAACUGUUCCUCCUCCUCCCCCACGUCUUUGGUCUUUUUCAAGUGUUCGAUUAGCUAUAGCAAUUUCUUUAGCACUUUCACUUGCAAUUGAAGGUUUAAUGAGGAGUAAUAUAAAUAUGGCAAUGGUUUGUAUGGUUAAUAGAACAGCUAUUUUAGAAGAAGAAUUUAAAUUAAAUAAUUAUUUUAAUAAUUCUUUAAAAAUUGAAGAAAAACAAAUUUUAAAAGAAAUACAAAAUGAAUGUAAAAAUUCUUUUGAAAAAGAAAAUAAAAGUGUUGUUGAUUAUAUUGGUGGAGAUUUAAUAAUUACAAAACAACAACAAUCUUUAAUUUUUACUUCUUUUUAUUUGGGUGGUUUAAUUAUAAUUUUGCCUGGAUCAUUUCUUUGUGAUUGGCUAGGUCCAACUCAAUUAGUUUUUCAUGGGGCUUUGUUAAAUGUACUUUUAUAACACCUUUUAUUGCACGCCAAAUGAAACCAAUGGCUUUGGCUUUUGUCCGCUUUUUGAUGG